Molecule: messenger RNA, 2190 nt
Organism: Acanthosepion pharaonis
Lineage: Eukaryota; Metazoa; Mollusca; Cephalopoda; Sepiida; Sepiidae
Source: the annotation of a GenBank genome assembly
AUGAAGAGAUUUUCUAUUUUCAUAUCAUCUUCAUCGCCAUUACAGUCGUCAUUUCUCCCUUCCCGAACCAACCCCAUUGCCCGUCCACAUACCCACCCAACCAACUCUCCCCUACCGCACCAUGCCAUGUUUCUUCUUUCCGUUUCUCUCGAUUCUCUCCCAAGACUUGACGAUUUCCUUCCUUUCAAGGCUCUGCUGUUUGUCCUUUUCUUUUUAUUAGUUUAUUUGUAUCUGAAGUAUUUCCCCCCCCCCGGUAAUAUAUUUGGUGGCUUUGACGAUGGCGGUCUCCUGGCCCGGGCUGAAGCGUUGGCUGCUGUGGACAUCACCAAAACGACAUCCCCCCAAAUCAUGAAACAUGACGGCAUCUAUGGUCACUCGGACUUUACUGGACACACUCCGAAUACAUCACGAAGCCAAAUGCCUUCGGCGUUGCACAGCUUUGGCCCAACAGCGGACACAAUGCUUGACCAAUUGUCCACAAAUGCUGGGGGCAUGCCUUUUGGCAGCAUGCCUGAGCAUCACCCCAGUGCCAGCUCGCACGGUCACCACAAUCACCAAAUGUACACACCAAUGUACACAAGUCACCAGAACACGAUGAACACCCACCAUACUCUCUCUGCCCACCAUCCGGGCGUACACCAUUCAAGUAUGCGUAAUUCAGACUGUGACCCCCGCGAGCUGGAAGCGUUUGCUGAACGGUUUAAACAGCGGAGGAUCAAACUCGGCGUUACCCAGGCUGAUGUGGGUGCAGCUCUUGCAAACCUGAAACUACCGGGAGUCGGAUCGCUCAGUCAGAGUACAAUUUGUCGGUUCGAAUCUCUGACACUGAGUCACAAUAAUAUGAUUGCGCUAAAGCCUGUACUUCAGGCGUGGCUGGAAGAGGCCGAAAAACAGGCCAGGGAGAAGAAGGUCGAAGGGGAAGCCGGGGUUAUGCCCAUUCAUGGCGAGAAAAAAAGAAAGCGGACGUCGAUUGCGGCCCCGGAGAAACGUUCCCUAGAGGCCUACUUCGCCGUUCAGCCGCGCCCGUCAGGCGAAAAAAUUGCGCAGAUCGCCGAAAAUCUUUUUCAACACAGUGACCAAUUAUAUCUAUCUAUCUAUCUAUCUAUCUAUCUAUCUAUCUAUAUCCUUCCGUCCCUGCUCUCUUUUUCCUUCCUUCCUUCCCUCCUUCCUUCCUUCCUUCCUUCCUUCCUUCCUCCCCCUUCCUUCCUUCCUUCCUUCCUUCCUUCCUUCCUUCCUUCCUUCCUUCCUUCUUCCUUUCCUUCCUUCCUUCCUUCCUUCCUUCCUUCCCUUCCUUCCUUCCUUCCUUCCUUCCUUUUCAUUCUUCGUCCUCCCUCUUCUAUCCAUUCCUUCAUUCUUCGUCCCAUCCUUCCUUCAUUCAUUGCCAUCUCUACCUUCUUUUCCUUCUUUCAUUCUUUGCCCCUCCCUUCCUUCAUUGUUCAUCCCUACCUUCCGUCCUUCAUUCGUCCCUCCCUUCAUUCACCUGUAUCCGCCUCCGACCCACCCUGCUCAUCACUCCUACGAAACGGCGCACUUCUCCUUCCAGAACCUAGUCAGAGCAUCAAAACGACUACCUCUCCCUGCUCUUCUCUCUGUUCUCUCCUACCACAGUUACCACUUCUCCGUUGCAUUUAUGAUUUAGUCCCCACCCCCACUUCACCUUCCUUAAACACUAUCCUCCUCUCACUUUCUUCCCUAAACCUGUCCCUCGCUAUAUUCAUGCUUUUAAUUUUCUUUCUUUUCUUAUUUUUCUUCUUUCUUUUACUUUUUCUUUGUUCUUUUCCGCCUUUCUUUUUUACGUUUUUCUUUGUAACCUUUCUUUCUUCUCUUUUUCUUUCUUUGCUUUUCUUCUUUCUUUCUCUUUGUUCUUUGUUCUUUUUCUUUAUUUCGUUCUACCCUUUGCUUUCUUUCUUUCUUUCUUUCUUUCUUUCUUUCUUUCUUUCUUUCUUUCCUUUUUCUUUCUUUCUUCCCAUGUUUUUUUUUUCUUUCCCUUUGGUUCGUUGUCCUUUAUGUAUUUUUACCCUUUUCUUUUUUCUUUCUAUCUUUUCCUCUUUCUUUGUUUUUAUCCUUUUCUUCUUUCUUUCUUUCUUUAUUUUCUUUGUUCUUUCUUUUUCUUUCUUUCUUUCUUUCUUUCUUUCUUUCUUUCUUUCUUUCUUUCUUUUUUCUCCCUUAGCACCACCACAGCCACCAUAA